Anopheles funestus (African malaria mosquito) is the source of this 11438-nucleotide messenger RNA. It is a transcript of the gene E(bx), whose product is annotated as nucleosome-remodeling factor subunit NURF301. Gene Ontology annotation, cellular component: NURF complex. The transcript is spliced from 16 exons. Gene Ontology annotation, molecular function: RNA polymerase II cis-regulatory region sequence-specific DNA binding. The record is from RefSeq and is a predicted model, not a curated record. NCBI's taxonomy places the organism in Eukaryota, Metazoa, Arthropoda, Insecta, Diptera, Culicidae. Gene Ontology annotation, biological process: regulation of transcription by RNA polymerase II. Bases 734 to 10369 code for a protein of 3211 amino acids.
CAAAAGUAGCAUUUAAACACCCCGCAAAGUUGUAGAAAUCGUAUAAUUGACGGAGGCUUUGUCGCUUGGCUGUGGAUGUGUUGUGUUGUUGGAAAAGAAGUGAAGAAAAUUUAUGAUAAGUUUUUGAAGCUAGACCGUGUUAAAGAAUGUAAUGUGCAAUAGGAACAGUUAAAAAUGUGUACAGUGUUUUCCAUAGUUAAAGAACAGCGGACGGAUUGGGAAAACUAAUGUGAAAAAGACGCAUCUUUAUUUUAAUGACGCUAGCGGAAAAGGGAAGACAGGUUGGGAUGCAGAAUAUUGGAUGCGUGGUCUGCGCGUUACCCAGAGAUGGCGCUAGUGUAGCAGCCGAGCAAUAGAAGCUGUACUGUGAUUGGUCGGUUGGUAGCUAGAGUGAAAAUUUGUGAAAAUGUGAUGUUUUGCUUACAAUUGUGGACUGAAAAACUAUCCAUAGAACGGAAAAUGCAUCCGUGAGGUAUUUGAAAACUGUUCCAGGAGGCAUACGUUUGAAGAAGUGGAUUACAAAUACUAGAACAUAGAAUUGAUGUGUUUUUGAGCUUACCGUAACUCCAGUAGAGGCUUGCUUCCGCUAUACAACGGGAAAGACGAGAAAGAAUAGAACUACUACCGAGUGAGCAAGCCUGACUAUGUACGAUAUACUGAGGCAGUUAACAGAUUAAUUGAAGGGCAUACAGUUUACUUGUAAGAUUGCAUCUAACAUAGUGAAGAACAGACAAUGACAGGACGGCAAUCCAAUGGCCCAGGUGGCAGUGCAUCCGUGGGCAAACGGAGGGGCCGCCCGCCAAAAACGGCCACAAUGGAUCGGCCGAAGAAGUUCCAGUAUCAUCUGAUGAAGAAGCCCAAAUAUUUGUGCAAGGAUACACAAGACGGCAGUACACCGUCGGCGUCACGCGCCUCAUCGCCACAUGGGAGUGAGGAAAGCCGUCCCUCUACCUCUCGGAGGACACCAGCAACGAAAGGUACGAGAGGCAGAAAAUCAACGCCUCGCGGACGUCCAAGCGGUCGAGGUCGUGGAGGACACAAUAAUUCUUCCGCCCGAAAAGCUUAUUCGUACCAUGAUUCGGAAUAUCAUUACGGUUCCGACUUUGGAGACGACAGCGACAAAAGCGAUCUCGACGAUGACUAUCUGCGUUCGCCCAGCGAUUCGGACGAAAGUCUCGGACAUGAAUCUGACAGCGAUUUCUCGAUGACCAGCUCAAGUGGUGGACCCGGCAUCAACGGGGCGAUUUAUCUGAAGGAUCCAAGUCCGGAUCCCGUUUGGCUGCAGGAGCGUGAAGUGCCGCCGCUCGAACUGCCCGAAUCGUCGAAGGAUCUGCUAGUGCCUACGGACAUUGUGCUCAAGUGCACGUCCAUCUAUGAAAUCAUCCGACGCUUCCGUCACCAGGUUAGGCUGUCUCCGUUUCGGUUCGAGGACUUUUGCGCUGCCAUCUGGAGCGAAGAGCAGAGCGCUUUGCUAACCGAGUUGCACAUCAUGCUGCUGAAGGGCAUCCUGCGAGAAGAAGAUUCGCAGCAAACGCACUUCGGGCCGCUCGAUCAGAAGGACAGCGUAAACAUUGCGCUGUACUUGAUCGACUGCAUUACCUGGCCGGAGGUGUUAAGAAGCUACAUCGAAAGCGAGCCCAGCUUAGAUCAGAGUGUGCUAAAGAUACUAGCUACUACCGAGUAUCCGUACGUUCCGGCCGAAGAUCGUUUGUACGUGCUGCAGUUUCUAACCGAUCAAUUUUUGGUAACGACACAAGUGCGGGACGAUGUGAUGCAGGAAGCCAUCCGGUACGAUGAUCACUGUCGUGUUUGCCAUCGGGUGGGAGAAUUGUUGUGCUGUGAAACCUGUCCAGCUGUUUUCCAUCUGGAGUGUGUAGAACCACCACUGAUAGACGUACCGAAAGGUGACUGGCAGUGCAAUCUAUGUAAAUCGCACAAAGUAUCCGGCGUUAUAGACUGCAUCUCGACGCAGGAAAAGCAGGGUAUGCUAUCGCGACAGGAAAUGCUCGGAUACGAUCGACACGGUCGGAAGUAUUGGUUCGUGGUGCGACGGAUUUUCGUGGAAAAUGAAGACUCGUCACAGGUAUGGUACUACAGCACGGUGAAGCAGUUCGAGCUGUUGCUCUCGAAGCUCGAUCCCGAUGAGCUCGAGGCGGAACUUUAUCAGGAGCUAGAUCAGAAGUAUCGCGAUGAUAUCGUGCGGCAAAUGACGCUGACUGAAACAUUAACAAAUCAACACAAGGGAGGAAAGAAAUCGUACAUCGAGGUUGACAAUCAGCGCGUGGAAAAGCUGCUCGGUCCGUCGGAGAUGGAUGAACAAGGCAAAGAAAGUGCUAGUUCGGCUGAUAUGGAGGGUGAGGAAGAUAUCAAGGAGGGGGGCGAGGCAGGAACGGCUACAGAGAACGGUGGUGUCAACCAAGCCAAGGACAAAGAGUCAUCAUCCGAUGAAACAAUGGUGAAGGAAGAGGAUGGCGCACAACAAGUGAAUGGUGGGGGCAGUAAACAUGUAACCCGAUCGAAAACAGGAUCACUAACACCGCGCACUUUUAAUUUGGAUGAGUUGAAGAAGAAAAAUCCAAAGGAAGAGCCGGCAAAUGUUGCUAGCGCUUCCAGUGCAAGCACGGCAACGGACGGUAUCGAUCGAUUGACGCGCCAGAAAGUAACCCAACUGUCGAACGGGACGCUCUACUUCAAGCUGGGUAUGGAAAAUGGACACAAAAAUUACGUCAACCAGUACGCCGUGCAUCCGAUCGCGUUGAACAAACCGCAGCGCAACGAGGAACGUGAUAAGAAGAGACACCUUUCGCACAAAUUCUCACUCACGCCGGUGUCGGAGUUCAAAUGGCUAGGCGGUGGAUUGUAUGCGACUCAGCAGCAGAUCAUUACGACCAUUCGCCAAACGUUGCUUGCACUAGAGCAAGCGAUCGUAACGCCGUUCUUGCAUCAUAAUUGGAACCGCCUUCGGAAGGUGUGGAUCAAUGCGAUCGGUGUGUGCACCACCCCGAAUGAGUUUGCACGGGCGAUGUGUAUGUUCCAGACCUGUCUGCGCGGUGUAGUAUUUGCUAGCGUUUGGCACGAGCAGCUAGGGCACACAAAAAUGUACCGGAUAACGCUGGCCGAACGGGAGGAAAAGAAGAAGCUGGAAAAGCGCGAAAAGCGCGAACGUGACGACGAGGAGGAGCGGAACAGAACGGCGAUUAAUUUCGUAAAGUAUUCGCUCGGCUUGAAGCAUCAGGUAUGGAAGCAAAAGGGAGAAGAGUACCGUAUCCACGGACAGUGGGAUUGGAUCUGGAUGGGAAAUGGACGUCGAAGGAAGACAGUCCCCGGGCGAACAACGAACGAGGCGGCUCAUGUGGUACUGCCGGUGCUGCUACCUGAAACGGGAGAGCGAAAGGUGCAGAAGCUGGAUUGGCGAUCUUACGAAGCCUUCGUCAAUUGCAACGACAAAACGUCCGGAACUUUUCUGUUCCGGUCGGAACAGACGCCAGCGGCCGUGGAUUUUCUCACCGACAUAGGUUCGCUGAACGAAAAGUUGCUACAAAAGAUUAAUCAAAUUGAAACGUUCGAGGUUCCGCAACAGUAUAGCACCGAAAUUGAUGUUUCGCGUGCACUUUCCACACCGCAGGGCCGCAUACUGUAUCCGAAGGUGGGCCGAAAGUGUCCACUGCUGGAAGGGUUGCUACAGCGCCGUAUCAACUUGCGCGACGCAGAGGAGCAGCGUAUUAAGUUGGCCAAGGAACGCCAGGAAGAGGGUUUGGGUGAAGAGCCUGCUGUGGUUUCGAAGUCGGACACUACACCCAGCAAUACGACCGUCAUAACGGUGCGUGUGCUUCCACCCAGUGAGUGCAUUGAGAAGCAGCUGCAGCGCAUUAUCAACAGCCAUGGAACCGCGGGACAGGUUGGUACGGUUCCGAUAAAGCCCCACGUAACCGCUUAUCAGCAACAUCUUCGCAACCGACACUAUCGGGAAAAGUUACAGGCCUUGGUCAGUCAGACGCAAGAGUUGCGUGUGAAGUAUCACUACGCGAAUCGAAUGUCCGCACAAAACAAGUGCUACUCGGUUUCCUGCAGCAGUGCCAGUAGCUCGUCGUGCUACUCUGCUUUGUGUCGCGAGAAGGUAGCUUUAAGGGCGAAACUAUUCGCGGUGCUUAAGCAAAUGCAGGUGUUGGAAAUUCAGCACAACAGCUCCGUUCAAGCUACGGCCACAGCUGGUGGUGCGGCUGCAACAACUCCUGCAAAGUCCAUACUGGAGCAGAAGCUGACGGAAGCGAGAAAGGAGAGCUUUGAAAAUUUACUCACCAACUUCUCUGUAAAUCUGUUCAAAUCGCUAAAUGAUGAUUUGGAGCGAUCGAAGCGAACGCUGGUGGACUAUGACGAAGGGCUGCUGGCCAAACUAACGGCCGACGUUUCACUGAAGCAGGAAAUUCCCGACGAUCAAGGUGUAGCGGUGAAGGAGGAACCCGAUAUGGUCACGGCACCAUCCGUCAUGGAUUGUAAUGAUGUUGUCAAAGAGGAAGUUGUGUGCAGCAGUGAGGACAACGCAAGCGAUAGUACCGCUGCAAUGCUGGACGUAACAACGACACCGCUGAUCGAAGAUGUAAAACCGAUGGAUGUGGAUGACGGUGCAGUUGCACCAUUGAACGAGAAUUCCAAUUCCAACUCACUUUCUUCGGAUGUUUCCCUCGGAGACGGAACGCGCGUUACACGCGGACGAGGACGAUCUUCACGCUUAGCAACGAAGCUUAGCGACGAAUCAGCUACCACCGCUAAUGUGUCGAAGGAACAUCCCAACACGUUUCCCUCCAAGCCAAAGGAAGAAGAAAUGCCAGAGAAGAAGCCGGAGUUUAUGAUUCCGAUGCGACCGAAUCGUCGUUUUGCGCUUCCUUCGCGAAGUGCGAAAAAAGAUGAGGUGGAAGUAAAGGAAGAAGCACCGGAUGGCAGUGUGCGCGUGUAUUCUGUGGCUAAUACGAAGGGGAAAAUUUAUCUCAAGAAAACACUUCCACCGGUGGUGAAAGCGAACACCGGUUCAGGUGCGGCCGGCGAUGGAACCAAACCCAAAACAGACGUCAGAAUUCCCAUUCUGGGUAACGGGAAACCGCGCUAUCCCGUGGUCAAUUACUUCCGCACGAAGAAGGCAGGCGUAUCUUCGAUCAUGGUGUUGCCCCGUGGCGAACUGUUGAAGCUAGCCAAACAUGGCGGACGUUUGCCGGUGUCGGGUUUUCACCAUUUGGCAAAGGCAAACACUUCCGUGUGGCCCUAUCCCUGCUCGCGCCCGUUAUUUAAAACAUGCUGGCUGUAUCGUAGCGUAAAUCUUUCAUCGCUGGCAUCGGUAGGAUUGCAAUUGCGCAUUCUUUGGACUUGCCUGCGAUGGGAUGAUAUGGCCAUGAAGCCGGUAACGGCCGAUGGCAAACAACAGGUGACGACGGAGUCGGAAAUCAUGUCACUGGAAUUGCUUCGUCACAGGCACGUAGGGAUGUUUAACGAGCGGUUACAGUAUCUGCGCCGGAAAGUGGUCAUACCAUUGGAGUUGCCGAAAACUGUACGAGCAGAAGUUCAAUCCAUUCGUUCGGGAUUGCGCAAACGGAAACGAGCCGAAUCGCCCCAGCAAACCGAACCGCAAGUGUCGGAAGAAUGGAUCGACGAAGACAAGCUGGAGCUGUGGGAGAUAAAGCUGUACGGUGAAAAGCAGGAAAAGCUGGUCGCAGCCUCAGCCCAACCAGUGACGCGAAACAGUACGGGCAAGCUACCGAUGGGCAAUCGACUAAACGAUUCGUCUUCGACCGCUUCGCCUGGUGGUGGUGGUGGUACGAUGGCUAACAAAUCGUCUUCCUCCGUUACCAAUAAAGUAUCGCGCGAUGAAAUCAAUGAAAAGAUGGAACAACAAUUACGUAUACAGCGGGCAGCACACAAUCAAAAACGAGCUUUGGAACUGAAGCAAGAAGGUGGCACCACACCGAAAGGCACCGGUAUAAUUCAGCGCAAGAUUUUGGUCAAGAAUCCGGACGGUACAACAAAAAUCAUCCAACAGAAUGUAGCGACCAACUCCAAUGCCAGUCACCAGGCAGCUGGAACCUCGAAACCGGACGGUCCGCAAAAGGUGCAAAUCAUUCGUGGGCCAGACGGGAAAGUAAGCGUGCGUGGUUUGAACCCAGGCCAACAGUUGAUUCAAACGCCGGAUGGUAAAUUGCACGUGCUAAGCAGUAAUCCCAACUCACCCAAACAAAUGAUCACAAAGAUCGGACAGAAGAUUGUAAAGGUUGGUCAAUCCGGGACGCCCAAUUCCUCUGCGGGUGCCACAUCGACAGUUACAAGCAGCGAUACCAGUGCUCCAAACACGCCUACACAACACAUACUAAACAAGGGAGUAUUGAUGCGCAGUGUCACAUCGACUCCGACUGGCGCGGCAUCGCCUCAACCGGUCAAACAGGUCGUACAGCGUCAGCUCUUGCAAAAGGUACAAACCACAAACUCAACAGCAAGUGUACAAAAUGUACAGCAAAUCGUAUCGUCCUCUGCGGCACAGAAAAUAGUGAUCAACAACCAGGGCACGCUGCAGAAAGUCAUUACAAGCAGUGGCCACCAAUUGUUGGCAACAACGACACCAGUGCAGAAAGUAGUGACGCAGUCGAACUUGCAACAGCUACUCCAAGGUACACAGCAUCAGGGCGGUCAGAAGGUGAUCGUCGAACCGACGGCAGCAGCUGCAGCAGCUGCGGCCGCCGCCGCCGCAUCGAGCACCGCUCAAUCGCCGAUGCCGACGCAAAAAGUGUUGCUCGCUACCACACCCGGUCAGCCGACCGUUACCAAACAAAUAUUGAUACAAAACGCAACCAGUGUUGGAGGUACUCCGCAGCAAAUCAUCAUCAACCAUGGCGGUCAGAAAAUGGUUCAGCAAAUAGUGGCGUCUCCCGGCCAGCAGAUAAUGAUCGGUGGUCAGAGAAUCAUUCUCAACAGUGGACAGAAGCUGGUGAACAACACUCCGCUGCAGAUACAAACGCAGCCGACCGUUGUGUCGGUGGCCGGCGGUGCACAGCUAACGACGACCGGGACGAUGCAACAAAUUCAGAAAGUGCAACAAAUCGUGACGGCGGCUCAACCGACUGUUGCUUCCGCUACUAUACAACCACAGCAGCAGCAAACUCAGCAAAUACAAUUCCAGAUUCAGCAGCAGCCCGCUACUAUGCAGGCGGUGGCUACGACCUCUCAGCAACAGCAACAAACCGUUGCUAUCAGUCAGGUGCAAAGCUUGGCCCAACAGCUCUCUAGCGGUAAAUUGCAGUUGGCGAAUGUUAACGGGCAACAGGUUCUGCUGCGACCAAUAAGCAACAAUCAGGCACAGGUUGUUGCACACAUCAAGGCGCAACCCAACGGCACAUCACAAAUUAUUCCUGUCGCUAACCUAGCCGACCCUGCCCAGGCACAGCAGCAGCAACUACAACAACAACUGCAACAGCAGCAGCAACAACAGCAACAACAACAACAGCAGCAGCAGCAACAGCAAUUGUUACAACAGCAGCAGAUUUUACAGCCUGCCGUACAACAGGUAUUGCAAACAACAACAGACAUUAAUAAUGUCGUGCUCCAGCAACAGCAGCAGCAGCAGCAACAGCAACAGCAAAUCAGCAAUUCGGUGGAACAGUCACUGUUACAAGGGCAGCCCCCCGGCACGGUUAUUAAAUGUGUUACGGCACAGGUAGUGCAUACCGGUCAAGGACCCAGGAUUGUUUUACAAGGACUGCAAGGCAGCGAUUUUACACCUCAACAAACCGCACUGGUACAACAGCAAGUCAAACAGCAAUUGCUAAGAGUUCAAGAAUCAAAUGGUCGGCAAGGUAGUAUGAUUGGGCCAACGAAAAUCUAUCUGGCCAUUCAACCAGCCCAGAACUCGGUAGCGACCACCGGUGCCGUUGCCAGCCAGCCUCCACCACUGACGCCGGUGCAAAUAAAGCACGAGUCCGGAACACCGAUACAGAUACACCAUCAAGACAAUACAACGGAAGCUGUUGCGGAUAUGGGUACGUCGGAGGAUACUGCUAGCAAUACUACGAUACCUGCCGUUCCGAUGAUUGCCGGAACAAACAAUAGUUCGAUCGUUGAUGACGGAAAGCCACGCAUCCUUUCGAACAUCAUCAUUAAUGGUGCCAAUAAUAAUGCGACUGGAAUUAAUCCGUUGGUGAAGAAGGAGUUGAUCCAAAAAGUGAGUAACAAUCUGAACAAGCAACAGCAGCAAAAGAUGCAGCAACAGAAUGUACAGCUAGCAGAGGCUGAGUCGUCCGAUGAUACGGCAGCGCGGCUCUUGAAGGAUGUAGCAAACGAUGCAAAGGAGCUGGAAGGAGAGGAUGGUGCCGAAGGGAAGAAUUCGUUCGUUGUAACACCGGAUUAUAUUCAGCAAUUGAUUAACAAUGCCCGCAAACAAGGAAAUACGCCUGAAAUAGAGGAAAAACUGCUAAAUUUGCAGCGCUAUCAUGAAAAGAACACUAAACCCGAGGAUCGACCCGAUCGUACGAUUGCACUGCAGCACAACUACAGCAACAUGACGGGGAACCGUAGCGAAUCACACAGUAAUAGUAGCCGUACCCGUAAACGUGUGAAUCCGCGUGUGGACGAUGAUGAUGAUGAAUGGCAGAUGGACACCCCGAAGCGCUCGCGUCCUUCCAAAAGCACCUCAUCCGCCACUGCAAGCGGUGGUAAUGCAUCGUUCAGUCCGGGAACAAGCAGCCGGGAACGAAAACUUUCCAACAACGAAAACCAUGGCAGUUCUCCGAGCAAAAGACGAACAGCAGCACCAACAAACCGUCAGGCACACGAAUCCCCAACCAUGACGGCUGUGGCUGUGUCUGCGGAUGGAAAAUCCGAUCCUCCCUCAGCUGCUCGGAACAGGAAUGCGGACAAACGGAAGCAACAUGCGGCCGGUGAUGGUACUGCUUCGGGUGGCAAUGUUGUUGUUAGCUCCUUGGCCACUGGUAACUCGCCGCAGCAACAGAGUCCACAGCAGAGGCAGAACAAAUUGCAGGCACAAUUGAAUCGUCACAAGGAACAGUUAAAGAAAGACAUUCUCAAGAAACGAUCUCAUCUCGAAAAGGAAUUGCAGGUACAGAUACAAAAGGAACUCUCCGUCGAGCUGCAGUCGGCUUCUGGCACCACAAACGUCCGGGCGGCACCAGGUGGUGGAGGAGCUGUGGUGGUAGCGUCGGCGGCUGGUACGACAGCAUCGUCCCUCCAACAGCAACAGCAGCAGCGGCAGGAGAACAGUUCGCUUCAAACACCACCAACGUUCGAGUCGAUCGUGUCCAAUGCGGACGCACAUGGGGAGAAUGAACAGCUGGUGCCGCCCGGUCGUGGUAGCUCGAAGCAAGCGACGGAUAAGAGUUCCUCAACAUCAACCACAGCCACCACAAGCAGAAGGAGAACGACUGCGGGAGCAAAUGCGGCAAAAGAACAAGCAUCCAACACGCCGGCCGCUGCCGGUAGCAAACGAGGCCAAAAGCAUGCCACGCCAGCAAGUUCGAAAGCUGGAAACACUCGAUCGUCGGGUGGCCGUGGAUCGGGGCAAACGAAACGAGGAGGUGCGAAAAAGAAUAAUAAAGCCCAAACGCAUUGCAUCUGUCAGACACCGUAUGACGAUUCGAAAUUCUAUGUUGGUUGCGAUCUGUGUAAUAAUUGGUUCCAUGGCGAUUGUGUUGGUAUCAGCGAGGAAGAGUCGAAGAAGAUCACAGAAUACAUCUGCAGCGAAUGUAAGCAUGCUCGGGACACACAGGAGCUGUACUGUCUCUGCCGACAGCCGUACGAUGAAUCUCAGUUUUACAUUUGCUGUGAUAAGUGUCAGGAUUGGUUCCAUGGUCGUUGCGUUGGUAUUUUGCAAUGCGAGGCUAACAACAUCGAUGAGUACAGCUGCCCGAACUGUCAGAUGAACAAUGCAAUUAAUUUUGCCAACAUGAAAACGCUUAGCAUGAGGGAGUUUGAAAAUCUUAAGAAACUGAUCAAACAAAUACAGCAACACAAAAGCGCCUGGCCGUUUAUGGAACCGGUCGAUCCAAACGAGGCACCGGAUUAUUAUCGUGUAAUAAAAGAACCAAUGGAUCUGCAAAAGAUCGAAACAAAAAUCGACAACAAAAUCUAUCAAACACUGUCCGAGUUCAUCGGCGAUAUGACGAAAAUAUUCGACAACUGUCGGUACUACAACCCGAAGGAAUCGCCAUUUUUCCGCUGUGCCGAAAGUCUCGAAUCGUUCUUCGUGCAAAAGAUCAAAUACUUCCGCGAGCAUCUCAUCGAUCGAAACGAUGAUUUGGUGGGGGUCGGUACUCUCUCCUCUACUACAGCAGCAGCAGCAGCAGCACCAGAGACAUCUGCUGUGACCGCUACAGCGUAGUCUUGUAACUCCAUUCUGUACAAUUAUCUACAGAAUGGCUAGAUGACGGUUAGCGCAGACGGGAGGGAUAUGUAUGUUGUUAACAUAAUUUAAAACCCAUUUUAAAUUAUUACCCCCGGGGGAUUAGAACGUUACACACUGGUUCUUUUGUAACCCCUGAUCCCUUGGACGACAAACGAAUGAGUCAUAUUCAUAUUAUGCAGCGUAGAAUAUAUUUAAUUUAAACAAGCCCCACGAGAUUUUAAAAACAAUAAUAUACGCCUGUUUAAUAAGAGGAGAAGAGCAAAACGAGUUGGUGUAAUUUGAGGUGCAGGGCAUGGGCCGGUUCCCAAAUAGUAGAGUCGUCGGUAUAAAAGGUCUCCCCAACCUCCACCCUCCCAACCACAGCAAAUUUCAAUUGGUUCAAGCAUACAUCGUUUUACAUGUGUAUAGUUUUCCACCGAUUUAUCAUUUUCACUGUAUAUAUUUUUAAAUAACGUACCUACGAUGGCGAUUUCGUGAGAUAAGAAGAAAAAAAAGAUCAUGAGAAGGUUUGGCGUGUGUGUGUGUACAGGAAAUACAUUUUAAGAAUUUUAAAGUAAGCGCACAGUUUACAUAGGUAUGGUGGUUCCAUUCGAUAUUGAUUAAAUACAGUCAGCUACUACAAACUCAUUAGUAGACGUUUACCUAUAUUUACUUUAGAUUUACCUUUCCAUAUAUGUUUAAUCAAUUGUAAUCAUAGAGAGAAAUAGAGGGAAGUGAAGGAUGUCCAUUGCAAAGGAACACACAUUUUUAUUGUAGAUAUAUCAACACACAAGCAUCCCAAACACCCACACACUUGUUUAUUGCUACUAAUUGUGUGGGAAAACAAAAACUCGUGCACAAGUUAAAUCUGUAAAGAACGGCGUUAUAGUUACAUAGUAUUAUUGCUUUCGUCACAUUGUAUCAUUUACUGAAGAAACCGUGAGUUUUUUUUGUUGCAUUAGGAAUGGCAAAUAUAACGCCAAGAUUAACCGGGUCGUGAAAAGAGGCCCCUUAUUAUACUGAACUUGCAAUAAAUGUAAGAAUCUGGACAGAAUUUUUAAAACAA